This is a messenger RNA of Epinephelus lanceolatus (giant grouper), 1345 nucleotides long. RefSeq names its product serine hydrolase-like protein. The record is from RefSeq and is a predicted model, not a curated record. Gene Ontology annotation, cellular component: membrane. Lineage: Eukaryota; Metazoa; Chordata; Actinopteri; Perciformes; Serranidae.
AGUUAGUAAACAGUACCAAGUGUCAUUGACCGGAGACAUGUUCACGGCUUGUUUGUAGUGUUUAUGUAGUGAUGCGAACACUACUGCAAACUUUACGAAGCGUUAGAAACUUUGUUACAUCAACUGCAAUGGAUAUACAAGUUUCAGAGCUGUUUGUACCGGUGCCCUGGGGAGAGAUCAGAGGAAGGGUCUGGGGUCCUGAUCACGGCCGUCCUGUGCUGUGCCUGCAUGGCUGGGCUGACAACUGUGGUGCAUUCAGCACCCUCAUUCCCCUGCUACCUAAAGAGUGCAGAUAUGUGGCGAUAGACCUGGCAGGUCAUGGUCGCUCAUCACACCGUCCUCUUGGAGAUUUCUACUCUCUUCCCACCUACGUGGCGGACGUACGCAGAGUCGCUGAUGCUCUGCAGCUGCGGAAAUUCUCCAUCAUAGGCCACAGUAUGGGUGGUGACAUUGCUGGAAUGUUCAGCGCACUGUAUCCUGAGAUGGUGGAUGCUCUGGUGAUUUUGGACGCUUACGGAUUUUUUCCAACAGACUUGAAAGAACUUUCCAAAGCGAUGAGGCAGGGGAUGGAUGAGAUAUUGCAGUUUGAAAAAAAGACAGGACAGGAAAGAGUUUACACUUACGAGAAGGCAGCUGAGAGGUUGUUGGCUGCAAACCCCACUCUGUCUGAACAGUCAGUGCGCAUCCUUUUAGAGCGAGGUCUAGUUCAAGUUGAAGGAGGAUUUGUGUUCUCCAGAGACCUCAGAGUUAAUUUUAAAUACAUAUUGCUAAACACUUUGGAGCAGAGUCUGGUGAUGCAGUCGAAGAUUCAAGCCUCUGUUCUAGUUGUUCUAGCAGAAGAAGGCUUCGAUAAAAUCUUUUCUGAGCCAGCUACAAGAAAAUUUUGCCCAACACUUCUCCAAGGCUUCCAGGACAGAAAUGACACGGUGGCGAGGGUACCAGGCGAUCAUCACGUUCAUCUGAACAAGCCAGAAGUCGUCGCUCCACUUGUGUCUGACUUCCUGCGAACCAAAGUGUUGCCCCGUCCAAACACCAGAGAGCACAAGUUAUAAACUACAAACACACUCACUCUGUCACAUUGGAGAUAUGUUAUAUUCUUGUUCAUAAGAACAAACUGUGUGUGAUUACAUGAACAAUAGCAUUCAAGUUUCUUCCGUAAUGUGAUGAAUAGCCUGUUGAAACAAGUUGGUUGGACGGCAUAUGCAGAGGGAUCAACCUUAAGUGUUUUACAACUUUAUUGACAAAUGAGAACAGGGGGAAAAUGAACAUACUUUUGCACAUACAGUCAGGUCCAUAAUUAUUUGGACAAUGAUACAGUUGUCGUCAUUUUGGCUCUGUACACCAC